Molecule: messenger RNA, 6626 nt
Organism: Anguilla rostrata (American eel)
Lineage: Eukaryota; Metazoa; Chordata; Actinopteri; Anguilliformes; Anguillidae
Product: cohesin subunit SA-1-like
Exons: 35
Coding region: 458-4222 (1254 amino acids)
Biological process (GO): sister chromatid cohesion
Cellular component (GO): chromatin; cohesin complex; nucleus
Molecular function (GO): chromatin binding
Source: RefSeq, a predicted model, not a curated record
GCGCCAUUCGAUUGUGGAAAAUGCCACCAGAUGGCGGUUUAGGAUUGCUGCUCUUCUGAGAGGCGCGGUUCCGUUCGUGGUCCAAUUUCUUUUAAAAAAUAUUUGUAGUUUGAAAAAUUAUUUUUGCAUUUUGCUUUCGGAAAGUGAUUAACGGGACAAUAAUGGAUGCCACACAUUGUGUGCUAUGACUUUUUGUGGCUCGUUUGAAUGCAUCAGAAGGCCAGCUGUUCCUAAUCUGCAGCUUUUCUGGUGCUUGCUGAAGACAUACCGGUUGAAACGCAGCCAUUACCGGUGCUUAGUGGUGAAAGAAGACCCAAUUCCCCAUUAACACACCACAUCCCUGAGGUGGAGUACGUUUGAGACAUCACAUUUCAGACAUGAUUACCUCAGAGCUACCAGUUUUCCAUGCAGUCCACAAGUUGAGCUCACACAGACAAGAGUCGGAGGAGGACAAUUCAUGUGCAGCUUCAAGGAGUCUGCUAACGAAUCGGGCCAGCCCGAGACGGUCAGUCUGAGCAUGAGCGUCAGUGAACUGGAGGACACCGGAGAGGUCAAGGGGAAGAAGAAGAGGGGGAGACCCGGGAGACCACCAUCAGCCAAUAAGAAGCCUCGAAAGUCUCCUGUGGAGAAGGGGCAACCCGGGCCCCCCCGCGGGAGGAAAGCCAAUGGUGUGACCCAGCAGAAUGGGGAAGGAGAUCCAGUCACGCUAUUCGAGGUGGUCAAACUGGGCAAGAGUGCUAUGCAGGCUGUAGUGGAUGACUGGAUUGAGUCGUACAAACUGGACCGUGACAUUGCACUGCUGGACCUCAUCAACUUUUUCAUCCAGUGCUCUGGGUGCAAAGGCACUGUGAGAAUCGAGAUGUUCCGCAACAUGCAGAAUGCAGAGAUUAUCAGGAAAAUGACAGAAGAGUUUGAUGAGGACAGUGGAGACUACCCCCUCACCAUGCCUGGUCCACAGUGGAAGAAGUUCAGGUACAACUUCUGCGAGUUCAUUGGGGUUCUGAUCCGGCAGUGCCAGUACAGCAUCAUUUAUGACGAAUACAUGAUGGACACGGUCAUCUCGCUGCUGACUGGGCUGUCCGACUCCCAGGUCCGAGCCUUCCGGCACACCAGCACUCUGGCAGCAAUGAAGCUCAUGACUGCUUUGGUGAAUGUGGCCUUGAACUUGAGCAUCAACCAGGACAACACGCAGCGGCAGUACGAAGCGGAGAGGAACAAGGUUGCAGGGAAGAGGGCCAACGAGAAGCUGGAGCUGCUGUUGGACAAGAGGAAGGAACUCCAGGAAAACCAAGAUGAAAUUGAAAACAUGAUGAACUCCAUCUUCAAGGGCAUUUUCGUUCACCGCUACAGAGAUGCGAUAGCGGAAAUCCGGGCCAUCUGCAUAGAAGAGAUUGGUGUGUGGAUGAAAAUGUACAGCGAUGCCUUUCUGAACGACAGCUACCUGAAAUAUGUGGGGUGGACGCUCCACGACAGGCAAGGUGAAGUGAGGCUCAAGUGUCUGAAAGCCCUUCAGAAUCUGUACACCAACCGAGAACUCUUCCCCAAGCUGGAGCUCUUCACUAACCGCUUUAAGGACCGUAUUGUCUCCAUGACUCUGGACAAAGAGUAUGACGUGGCUGUCGAAGCCAUCCGACUGGUGACCCUAAUCUUGCAAGGCAGCGAGGACGCCCUUUCUAACGAGGACUGCGAGAACGUUUACCACCUGGUGUACUCCGCCCACCGCCCUGUGGCGGGCGCAGCGGGAGAAUUCCUCCAUCGCAAGCUGUUCAGCAGACACGACCCCCAGGCAGAGGAGGCUCUGGCCCGGCGGAGGGGGAGAAACAGUCCGAACGGGAACCUCAUCCGCAUGCUGGUGCUCUUCUUCCUGGAGAGCGAGCUGCACGAGCACGCGGCCUACCUGGUGGACAGCCUGUGGGACAGCUCCCAGGAGCUGCUGAAGGACUGGGAGUGCAUGACUGAGCUGCUCCUGGAGGAGCCUGUGCAGGGAGAAGAGGUUUUAGCGGACCGGCAGGAGAGUGCCCUGAUCGAGCUGAUGGUGUGCACCAUUCGGCAGGCAGCUGAGGCUCACCCCCCCAUCGGCAGGGGGACAGGGAAGAGGGUGCUGACGGCCAAGGAGCGCAAGACUCAGAUGGACGACAGAAACAAACUGACAGAGCACUAUAUCAUGGCUCUACCCAUGCUGCUUUCCAAGUAUCAAGCAGACUCGGAAAAAGUGGCAAACCUGCUUCAGAUCCCACAGUUCUUCGACCUGGAUGUGUACAGUGCUGCCAGGAUGGAGAAGCACCUGGAUGCCCUGCUGAAGCAGAUCAAGUUUGUGGUGGAGAAGCACACUGACUCGGAGGUGCUGGAGGCCUGCAGCCGCACCUACAGCAUCCUGUGCAGCGAGGAGUACACCAUCAUGAACCGUGUGGACAUUGCCCGCAGCCAGCUCAUCGAUGAGCUGGCCGACCGCUUUGCACUGUCCUUGCAGGACCUGCUGCAGGAGGGGGAAGAGGCGGACGACGACGACAUCUACAAUGUGCUCUCCUCCCUCAAGAGGCUCACAGCCUUCCACAACACACAUGACUUGACAAGGUGGGACUUAUUUGGGAACUGCUACCGGCUGUUGAAGAUCGGGAUAGAACAGGGCUCCAUGCCAGAGCAGAUUGCCGUUCAGGCUCUGCAAUGCUCGCACUACUCCAUCCUGUGGCAGCUAGUCAGGAUCACAGAAGGCUCGCCAUCCAAGGAUGACCUCAUCGCUCUGAGGAGGGUAGUCAAGUCGUUCCUGGCCGUAUGCCAACAAUGCCUCUCAAACGUCAACACUCCGGUCAAAGAGCAGGCCUUCAUGCUGCUGUGCGACCUCUUGAUGAUCUUCAGCCACCAGCUGACCACCGGGGGGCGGGAGGGCCUGCAGCCGCUGGUCUUCAACCCCGACGGCCCGCUGCAGAACGAGCUCCUCACCUUCAUCCUUGACCACGUCUUCAUCGACCAGGACGAGGAAAACCAGAGCAUGGAGGGUGACGAAGAGGACGAGGCGAAUAAGAUCGAGGCAUUGCAUAAGAGAAGGAACCUGCUGGCUGCCUUCAGCAAGCUCAUCAUCUACGACAUCGUUGAUAUGCCUGCCGCCGCCGACAUCUUCAAACACUACAUGAAGUACUACAACGAUUAUGGUGACAUCAUCAAGGAGACACUGAGUAAGACCAGACAGAUCGACAAGAUCCUUUGCGCCAAGACCCUGAUCCUCAGCUUACAGCAGCUCUUUAACGAGCUCCUGCAGGACCAGGGGCCCAACCUGGACCGCACCUCGUCCCACGUGAGCGGGAUCAAGGAGCUGGCUCGCCGAUUCGCCCUCACCUUUGGCCUGGACCAGAUCAAGACCAGAGAGGCUGUGGCCACGCUGCACAAGGACGGAAUUGAGUUUGCCUUCAAAUAUCAGAACCCGAAAGGGCCGGAGUUCCCUCCUCCGAAUCUGGCUUUUCUGGAAGUGCUUUGCGAGUUCUCGUCCAAACUCCUGCGGCAGGACAAGAAGACGGUUCACUCGUACCUGGAGAAGUUCAUGACGGAGCAGAUGAUGGAGCGGAGGGAGGAUGUGUGGCUGCCGCUCAUCGCCUACAGGAACUCCCUGCUGACGGGCGGAGACGAGGACCGCAUGUCCAUCAUCAGCGGCAGCAGCAGCAAGACCGGCUCAGUCCGCAGCAAGAAGGGCCGGCCGCCCCUGAACAAGAAGAAGAUAGAUGAGGAGAAUGUGGAGGGCUCAUGGCUGGUGAGGAACGACACUCUCCCCACACCGGGCGCAAUGCACACACCUCAGCUCACCUCCACCGUCCUGAGAGAGAACCCCCGCCAGGCACCCCAGCACCUCCCCGACCAGGACUCCGAGCCCAGCUCCGAGCCGGACUACAUGCACAAUCCACAGAUGCAGAUGUCCUGGCUGGGACAGCAGAAACUGGAGGAGGUGAACAGAAAGGACAGAGCCAAUAUGAAUUACAUGAAGGCCAGGACUGCAGGAGUCCGACAAACUGUCCGGGGUCUCAUGGAGGAUGAUGCAGAACCGAUAUUUGAAGACGUGAUGAUGUCAUCCCGUGGCCAGCUGGAGGACAUGAAUGAGGAGUUUGAGGACACCAUGGUCAUCGAUCUGCCACCGUCCAGAAACAGACGUGAGAGGGCGGAGCUGAGACCAGACUUCUUUGAUUCUGCAGCCAUUAUAGAAGAUGACUCGGGGUUUGGAAUGCAGAUGUUCUGAAGAAGAUGCUGAAGGUUCCUUGAAAAAAGACUGAUUGAUAUUGGGGUUUUUUUGGGGGGGGGGGGGGAUCGCAGCAAUUGUGGCCUUCAUGCUGUGACAACUGCUUAGGAUGUUUGAAAAAAGAGAUAAAUUUUAUGUGGGAAAGAAAGGGAGAAGCUGACAGUGAUGCAGUUGAAAUGUAAAAGAGGGAUGGGGACUCCAGUGGAUCCCCUCCCCCGCCCUUCCUCCCCCCACCACCAAAUAAAAAAACUUACAAUUUUACAAGUGCAUCCCCCCAGAGGAGGGGAGCGAGGUGUGGGCCCCCCUGUUAUGCGACUGCAUUCUCUGACACCCCUUUCAUCUCAAUAUUUUUUUAACGAUUUAAGAAGUCAUAGCCAUGAAAGAAGGGAAAAAAACUAAGUUUUAAACUUAUGCCUCUCAUUAGCGAACUGACAGAGACGAACAGCAAGGCAUUGCAUUUUGUUCAUUUAACCUUUUUAUAAUAGGGAAACCAUGCCCUUCCCCAAACAGUCUGAUGUACCCUUUUAUCCUUGAUGGAUUUCUAAUCAUUUUAUUUAAUUUUUUACACUGGAAAAUAGAAAUAUCAAGAUAAAAAUAAAAAUGCCCGUGCCCCCAAAAUAAAGUGUUCAUAUUGUAGCGUGAUGUGUUCGAUGCACAAAAAAAUACUGUUGUCUGUUGUAGGGUGUUCACAGUUUGUCCAGCGCUUUGAUUGUGUAGUUGGUGAAAUAAUUAGAGAUUGGUGAAAAAAUUCAGAUACGUCUGCAAUAUUGCAGCAACUUUUGCCUGUUAAGGAUGUUGCACGACAAAUGGUAACUGCUUCAAGUUAUCAAAGGGGACGGACGAUAAGUAAUUAUUUGCUAGAAUUCAUUUAUUUGUUGGGGGAAAAACACUGUAAUGCCAGAGGAUACUGGGUAGCAUGUAUGUUUUCGGAUUCAGGGAAAAUAUUCCUGGGAAAAGGACAGGGACUUUGUUAUAUUUCCACCCAGUUCUCAAGCUCAAGCUUUUUUAAAGAGUACAGCUCACAGAUGAGUUUUUUAUUUCACGCUUUUCACACACUUUUUAUUUUCCAAUGCAGUCACACAGAUCAUCCAACCUGGCUGGCGGGGCGGGGGGGUUGUUGGGUUUGAAAGACAAAUUGUUUUUAAAAAAAAUAUUCAAUAUGAAAUACAUAUAAAAGUUUAGUAGUUUUUAGUAAAAGAUAUUUAAAAUCAAGUGCGAGUGUUAUUUUUGGAUCUGUAUAGCGCUGUACAGCCCUGCAGUCAAAUUGUAGACGAUAUGCCUGUGGUACGCUGCCAGGCCCUCACCAACCUGUGGGCGGGGCCGGGCUGGCCGCAGACAUCCCGAAACCGGAGGUGUCCAAUGGGAGUCCCAGAGGGCCAAAGCGACUGCUUUGCUGUCCCCUUUCAAUCAGCAGCCAGUUUAGUCUUGAAAACAAGGCUCUGGGAUUCUUUAGCCAGCCAAUGCUGGAGAAAACUCAGAUAUGCCAGCGGAUGCUGCAGCCCUCCAGUCCUGGGUUCUGACACCACUGGCCAAAGCGCAGGGGCAUCACGUCGCCACAUUGUGGGGAACUCAUUGUGCCUCUGCAGAAAAUGCACUGCAGUUUUCACAUCUGCGGAAGGUCUGUGUCCUCUCUUUCAUGGAAUGUAACCCUGUAGUCAGUCUGUGUGUUUGCAGGGUGGGGGUUGCCUUUUGGAGGGAGAUUCAAAUAUUCCCCCUCAUCCUCUGAUUUGCUAACUGUAGGCCCACGUUUAAAUACCGGCAUAAAAAAUUGGGGAGCACAUUUUCUUUCUCAGUUUUUUGGCAACAUAGUGCAACAGUUAGGGAUGACUUGUUGUCAAGACAAAUCUGAGCAGCCAGUGGAAUGGGAAAUUUUUUCGGGAAAAGGGCAAAUGCCCCGCAAAGGGACACUCAGACAGCAUCAUAUUGGCAAUGACCCAAAAUCAGAAGAAAUGAUUCAGCUAAUGAUUCUGCCAGAUGAACAAAUCUGUCAGAUUCACAGGGUCCUUAAACCAUUUUGGUUAAUUCAGUUAAAAUGGUUAUUGCAUAGAAAUUGUGCUCAUGGUAGCUGGUAGUCAGAGGUUGCUUGAAGGGUAGCACUUAAAUCCAGACUGCAUUUUACUUCCUGCUUGGUCAUUUGGACUACUGAGAGGUCUAAUGUGUAGGUACUUCCACAAUGAGUUUGAUUCUGUUUGCCAACUGCGAGGUUUUUUAUAUUCAUAGUGUCAACAUAUUUGUUAAUCCUGUAAAUUGUACAUUUUUCAUAUUGAAACAAAAGUGUCUUUUUAUUCGUAAACCUCAAAACGGAUACAUUUGUUUUUUCUUUAAUAAACUGUCUGUUUUGUUUGUUUUUGUGAAUUUAUGAAAAUUGAAAAUUUUUGUUUUUGAAAUAAAAUAUGUAAUCUUU